Malania oleifera is the source of this 1077-nucleotide messenger RNA. RefSeq names its product probable F-box protein At5g04010. Bases 226 to 1014 code for a protein of 262 amino acids. Gene Ontology annotation, biological process: SCF-dependent proteasomal ubiquitin-dependent protein catabolic process; gibberellic acid mediated signaling pathway. Lineage: Eukaryota; Viridiplantae; Streptophyta; Magnoliopsida; Santalales; Ximeniaceae. Gene Ontology annotation, molecular function: protein binding. The record is from RefSeq and is a predicted model, not a curated record. Gene Ontology annotation, cellular component: SCF ubiquitin ligase complex. The transcript has a single exon.
AGCGUCGUACAUUUUAAACGAGUAUCGCGAUUUUAAUAGAGCAAAAACCCAUCACCAUAAUACGAAACGUGUCAGUUUGCAUGCAUGCAAGGCGCCCUCACACCACACACGUGUCACCCACACAGCGCAAUCCCAUUUCCCAACUGACGAACUUCCUUUAAAUUGCCGCUAAAACCGCCAAGAAGAUCACAAAACCAAAACUGAAACUAGUCUGAGAAAUCACAUAUGCCGAAGACACCCUCAUCAUCGUCUUCUUCUUCCUCGGAUCCGCCAUGGGAGGCCCUCUUUCUCAUCGCCCGCCACCUCGAUGCCAAAACCCUAGCCAUAGCCUCCUGCGUCUCCAAGUCCUGGUUCUCCUCCAUGUCCUCCGACCACCUCUGGCACCCUAUCUGCUCCGCCCACUUCCCCGCUUUCUCCCACCUCCGCGACACCGGAGCCGGCGCAGCCGUGCCCUACCACCUCCUCUACACCCUCGGCCGCGCCGCCGCCCUCCGCCGACUCCGCCGCCCCCCGAAGCCCCGGGUCUCCCUCGACGAUCUCCUCUUCACCAUCGACAUCUUCGUCGAGGACCGCCUCGUCGCCACCGUGGCGAGGCCCGGCGAGGAGCUGGGGGCUGCCACGAACGGCGUCUUCCGGUUCGAGAUCGACGUGGGGGAGAAGGGAGCGACGGUGGAGCGAGCGAGGUUGGAGGGAGUGAGGGUGACGUGGCACGUGGUGGCGAAGGGGUGGACGGGGGCGGUGGCGAUGGUGGAGGGGGGAGGGAAGGGGAGCUUCGGGCCCGCUGCGACGAUGGGGUGGUUCUCGGAGGAGCUGCUGACUCCGGGGUGUUGCGCAGCGGGGGCCGGGGGAAGGAGUGGGCUAGUGGCCGAGUUGAAGCUAGGGUUUUGCGGCGGCGGUGGCGGCGACGAGGUGAGGGUAGAGAAGGUGUGUGUGGGGGUAUUGAGUAUAAUGAGUUGGAGUUAUCUGAGCAUUGAGUGUGCUCUUCGGCAUUUGCAGCAUUUUAUUCUCCCCUAGUGAUGAUGUAAUUUGAUGAUGUACGUCUGGUUUGUAUUUACCUUAUGGAAAAGUAAAUUACUA